Messenger RNA from Orycteropus afer afer, 2166 nucleotides. It is a transcript of the gene SLCO4A1, whose product is annotated as solute carrier organic anion transporter family member 4A1. NCBI's taxonomy places the organism in Eukaryota, Metazoa, Chordata, Mammalia, Tubulidentata, Orycteropodidae. Bases 1 to 2166 code for a protein of 721 amino acids. Gene Ontology annotation, biological process: sodium-independent organic anion transport; transmembrane transport. Gene Ontology annotation, cellular component: membrane. Gene Ontology annotation, molecular function: protein binding. The transcript is spliced from 11 exons. The record is from RefSeq and is a predicted model, not a curated record.
AUGCCCCAGCACCUGACGGGGAUCAGGCCCUUCACCUCCAUGCCCCAGCUGGCCCACCCCAGGGCACCCCUGCCCGUGUCCCCCAGCCAGAGAGGGCCCCUCGGCACACCGACGGGCCACGGCCCCCUGGACCCCUGUAGCCAGCCUCUGUGCGAGUCCAGGGCUGGGAAGCGCGGCCCGGGCCCCGCCCGCGAGGUGCGUUACGUGUCCACAGAGCCAGCGGACACGGCCUGCGGCUGGUGUACCUUUGCGCCCGAGUGCCUGCAGGCCUUCAACACGGCGCGGGGCGUGCUCCUGUUCCUGUGCCUGGCGUCCUUCCUGCAGGGCAUGACCGUGAACGGCUUCAUCAACACCGUCAUCACGUCCAUCGAGCGGCGCUUCGACCUGCACAGCUACCAGAGCGGCCUGGUGGCCAGCGCCUACGACAUUGCUGCCUGCCUCUGCCUCACGUUCGUCAGCUACUUCGGCGGCUCCGGCCACAAGCCCCGCUGGCUGGGCUGGGGCGUGCUGCUCAUGGGCCUGGGGUCAUUCGUGUUUGCACUGCCCCACUUCACCGCCGGCCGCUACGAGGUGGAGGUGGCCGAGGAGGUGGCCGCCUGCCGGGGCAACCACAGCAUCGCCUGCGUUGACAGCAACUCGGGCCUGUCCCACUACCGGCUGGUCUUCAUGCUGGGCCAGUUCCUGCACGGUGCCGGUGCCACGCCGCUCUACACACUGGGCGUCACCUACCUGGACGAGAACGUCAAGUCCAGCUACUCGCCCAUCUACAUCGCUGUCUUCUACACCGCAGCCAUCCUAGGCCCGGCAGCCGGCUACCUGGUGGGAGGUGCAUUACUGAACAUCUACACGGAGGUGGGCCAGCGGACGGAGCUGACCACCGAGAGCCCACUGUGGGUCGGUGCCUGGUGGGUCGGAUUCCUGGGCUCUGGGGCCGCUGCCUUCCUCCUCACCAUCCCCAUCCUCGGCUACCCGCGGCAGCUGCCAGGCACCCAACGCUACGUGGUCAUGAGAGCAUCGGAGACCCAGCAGCUCAAGGACGGUGGGCUCCGGACCACGGCCAACUCCGACUUCGGGAAGACCGUGAGGGACCUACCUCUCUCCAUCUGGCUCCUCCUGAAGAACCCCACGUUCAUUGUGCUCUGCCUGACUGGGGCCACAGAGGCCACACUCAUUACUGGCAUGUCCACAUUUGGCCCCAAGUUCCUCGAGGCCCAAUUCAGCCUCAGUGCCUCGGAAGCCGCCACCUUGUUCGGGUACCUGGUGGUGCCGGCGGGUGGAGGUGGUACCUUCCUGGGCGGUUUCUUGGUGAACAAGUUCAAGCUGCGAGGCGCGGACAUCAUCAAGUUCUGCCUUCUCUGCACCCUGACCAGCCUCCUGGCCAUCUUCAUCUUCUUCCUGCACUGCCCCAACAUGCCCAUGGCCGGCGUGACGGCCACCUACAGCGGGAGCCCCCUGCCUGAGGGCCACCUGCAGCUGACAGCGGCCUGCAACGUUGCCUGUGACUGCCAGCCGGAACACUACAGCCCCGUGUGCGGCUCUGACGGCACCAUGUACUACUCGCCCUGCCAUGCCGGCUGCCUGGCCCCGGCCACCACAGACCCGGGUGGCCGGAAGGUGUACCGAAACUGUAGCUGUGUCCCCCAGAACCUUGCCUCUGGCUUUGGCCAGGCCACCGCAGGGACGUGCACCUCGGCCUGUCAGAGAAAGCCCCUCCUUCUGGUUUUCAUAUUCGUUGUAAUUCUCUUUACAUUCCUCAGCAGCAUUCCUGCGCUCACGGCCACCUUACGGUGCGUACACGACCAGCAGAGGUCCUUUGCUCUGGGCAUCCAGUGGAUUGUCGUUAGGACGCUAGGGGGCAUCCCGGGGCCCAUCAUCUUUGGCUGGGUGAUAGACAAGGCGUGCCUGCUGUGGCAGGACCAGUGUGGCGUCCAGGGCUCCUGCUUCGUGUACCAGAAUGCAGCCAUGAGUCGGUACAUGCUUGUCACCGGGCUCCUGUACAAGGGGCUUGGCUUCCUCUUCUUUGUGGCGGCCUGCUUCCUGUACAAGUCCCCCUCGGGGUCUUCCAACGGCCUGGAAGCUUCUCUGCCCAGCCAGUCCUCAGGCUCCGACAACCCCACGGACCUCCAAGAUGGCUCCUGUACCCUCCAGCACCAGAAUGGCGUCUGA